Molecule: messenger RNA, 696 nt
Organism: Schistocerca piceifrons (Central American locust)
Lineage: Eukaryota; Metazoa; Arthropoda; Insecta; Orthoptera; Acrididae
Product: MAP7 domain-containing protein 1-like
Exons: 2
Coding region: 1-696 (231 amino acids)
Source: RefSeq, a predicted model, not a curated record
AUGGAUACUGAGGAACAGCCAUUAGUUAGUGCAGGAAAUGUAGAAACGGGUGCAUUAAGCAGUACAGGUACUCUCUUUGAGGAUAUACCAUGUGAAAAUGUGGGGGCAGGGGUACAGGAAGUGAUGCCACCGCCCACCAGUGCUCAAGGAGAGCGCGUGCUGGAUUACCAGGCAAAAUUUGCGCAACAGCAAGCUGAACGGGAUCGCCAGCAAGCUGAGCGAGAUCGUCAGUUAACAGAAAAUUUACUUGCCCAGCAAGCUGAGCGAGAUCGCCAGCAAGCUGAGCGAGAUCGCCAGUUAACAGAAAAUUUACAUGCCCAGCAGGCUGAGAGGGAUCGCCAGCAAGCUGAACGGGAUCGCCAGCAAGCUGAGCGGGACCAGCAACUUGUGCAAUCGUUAGAAAAUAUGAAAAAAGAGAUUGCCUGUAUGAAACAGAAUUAUGAGUCGAUACCUAAGGCCGUGCAGGAGUUGACUGUACAGGUCAGCAACCUGCAAGUAGCAAGCACUAACAGGGUAAACGAAAUAGGUGUCUUAGCCAACCGAUUAGAAAAGUUAGAAAUAGAUUCCACACAGCUUGUAGAGCAGAAGUGGAACGAACAAGCAACUAAAAUUGAAACCGAAUUCAACUCAUGGCUAGAAGUGAAGGAGAGUGAGAUCGACAAAAAUAUUAAUUUUAAGGUACAUGUUGAAAAUUAA